AUGGCGAUUCUGAAGAGAGAUAUGGUAUUGGCUCAUCGAGAGGAGGAGAGUCAUUGGUCUCAGAAAUCAAGGGAUAAAUGGCUUCAUUCGGGAGAUAAGAAUACCAAAUAUUUUCACAGCUCUGUCAAAUCAGAUAGGAAUAAGAACGCACUGGUGAAACUUAUUGAUGAAGAUGGGGUGACACAUAGAUUAGAGGCCUCUAAAGGAGAUGUCGCUGCUUCCUAUUUUCAGAAUUUGUUCUCAUCUUCAUAUCCAUCUGAGGAGGACCACCAAUUUUUCCAAGAUAUGGCUCCAAGAGUAAAUGAUGAGAUGAAUGAUUCUCUAAUUGCUGAGGUCUCUGAAGAGGAAGUCAGGCUUGCAGUCUUUGAUAUCAGUCCCUCCAGGGCUAUGGGAGCUGAUGGAAUGACCAGAUCACAAAGGAGGUUCUCAACUUUUUCAAGGAUCGAUUUUGAUAAAGAAUGGAACUACACCCAAUUGUGUCUAAUUCCUAAGAUGGUAAAUGCCUCUUUUAUGUCAGAAAUGAGACCGAUCAGCCUCUGCUCAGUGAUGUACAAGAUCAUUUCGAAAAUCAUGGUGGCCAGACUCAAGCCCUUGCUCACUGAUAUAGUCUCCCCGAAUCAAUCUGCCUUCGUUCCGGAGAGACUGAUAUAUGAUAACAUCAUCAUUGCGCAUGAGAUCGUUGAUAGUCUGAGGACACAAGGUUCUACCUCGAAAUAUUUUAUGGCUCUCAUGACGGACAUGUCCAAAGACUUCAAUCGAGUGGAAUGGAGUUAUCUACAAGCUUUGUUGCUUCAAUGUGAAGCCCUCCAAAAUAUUUUGGAUUUUUAUGGAAGAGCAACAGGACAAACUAUAAACCUCGACAAGUCUUCCAUAAAUUUUGGAGCAAAAGUUGACGAAAGGGUGAAAGAACACAUCAAGAUCAAGAUGAAAAUCACCAAUGAAGGAGGAGCGGGUUCUUAUUUAGGCCUUCCAGAGUGUUUUAGCGGCUCCAAAGCAGAUAUGCUGGAAUAUAUCCAUGAAAGAAUGAAGAAUAGAUUUUCAGGAUGGUUUGCUAGAACACUCUCCCAAGGAGGAAAAGAAAUUCUCAUCAAAACGGUUGCAAUGGCAAUGCCAAUAUUCGUAAUGUCCUGCUUUAAACUGCCAAAAUCUACUUAUACUACACUUUCAAGUGCAAUGUAUGAGUUCUGGUGGAGCAAUAUGGAGAAUCAUAAGAAAAUUAAUUGGAUCUCUUGGAAUAAGCUGUGUCUAACAAAAGAUCAGGGAGGUCUCGGCUUUAAAGAUAUAGAAGUGUUCAAUCAAGCCCUGUUGGCCAAACAAGCUUGGAGAUUGCUACACUAUCCAAACAGCUUCUUCUCUCUUUAUUUGAAGAGUAGAUACUUUCCUGAUCAUCAAUUUCUUGAUGCGUCUCUUGGAGCCAGGCCUUCAUAUGCUUGGAGAAGUAUCUUAUAUGGUCGAGAUCUUCUGGUCAAAGGUUUGAGACUAUGUAUUGGAGAUGGUUCGUCCACUAGAGUUUGGACAGGACAGUGGCUUCUGGAUGGGAGAAUGUGA
Camelina sativa (false flax) is the source of this 1548-nucleotide messenger RNA. Lineage: Eukaryota; Viridiplantae; Streptophyta; Magnoliopsida; Brassicales; Brassicaceae. The record is from RefSeq and is a predicted model, not a curated record.